CCCCUCUGGACCCUCAUAUCGUCCGUUCAUCAUCCCAUCGCAGUUGCAAUGUUGUUUCAAUCACUUCGGGCAUCCCGGUCACUCUUGACCCGAGUGGCUCGGCAACAGAGCUCCGUUGCCGUUCGAACCUUUGCUACUUCGUCCGCUAGACAAGCCGAUCCCGUUCAGGACCUUUAUCUUCGCGAACUCCGCGCCUAUAAGCCCGCACCGUUGAAGCCAUCCGACGCUGAUGCUUACGUGCAGAAAUUCGUCAUGCCCACACCCCCUCCAUCUCCAGAGGAGGCAAACAUUGCUGCGGAGUUGAAGGCAUAUGAGACCCAAGAAGUCGAAGUGGAGGGUCAGGCUGCCCCUGGAGAGGCCGCCGUUGAGGAGGACUGGUUCGAGCUGCCCGAAGAGGAAGCAUCUCCCGCCCACUAAAUAUACUUGUGUAAAAAUAAAGGGAGGAUGGUGAUAGACAAUGGAAUACGCAUCCCAGAAUUGUACAAUUACAGCCUCCAUACGCAUACAUUCCAGUUUUACUCGUUGA
Molecule: messenger RNA, 526 nt
Organism: Coccidioides posadasii C735 delta SOWgp
Lineage: Eukaryota; Fungi; Ascomycota; Eurotiomycetes; Onygenales; Onygenaceae
Biological process (GO): proton motive force-driven ATP synthesis
Molecular function (GO): proton-transporting ATP synthase activity, rotational mechanism
Source: RefSeq, a predicted model, not a curated record